Prosopis cineraria is the source of this 1542-nucleotide messenger RNA. RefSeq names its product nuclear transcription factor Y subunit A-3-like. Gene Ontology annotation, molecular function: RNA polymerase II cis-regulatory region sequence-specific DNA binding; DNA-binding transcription factor activity, RNA polymerase II-specific. Gene Ontology annotation, biological process: regulation of transcription by RNA polymerase II. Lineage: Eukaryota; Viridiplantae; Streptophyta; Magnoliopsida; Fabales; Fabaceae. The coding region runs from base 294 to 1244 and encodes 316 amino acids. The transcript is spliced from 6 exons. The record is from RefSeq and is a predicted model, not a curated record.
GAGACGUCCCCUCGGUCCUCAAUGCAGAAUUGCAGACCAAGGCAAAAGGAGCAGAAGCUGUGUCGUUUUGAUACUCCCAGAUAGUGAGUUUGUUUUGCGCUUUGGAGGAAGAUGACAUGCACCACUUCUGACUAAUGCCAAAUCCCAUUUCUUAUUCCUCUUCAAUUUUUCGAAUUCUAAAGAUUAGUGCAGACUCAAGUUCAUUCAAUUAGUUCAGGCUUUUCAAUUUUCAGCUGCUAAUAGUUACUGCAACAGCAAUUCGCUAGGUAAUGGUUGAGCCAUAGUGGAUUACAAUGAAAUGUUCAUGCAAGAAAGAUUUUGGCCUAUGUUCUGCUCAUUCAACAUCCCCCGAUUUUCUUGGAUGCUCAUCAUGGAAAACUUCAUCUGGAUCUCAUGGACAAGAAUCGCCUAUGUCCAAAAGUUUGAGCUUAAAAAUGGGAGUUCUCCCACAGCAAUCUCUUAAAACUAAGCUGUUUAGUUUUCAAUUUCAAGAACAGGACUCAUGUUCAACCCAGCCAACUGAUCAAUCUUAUCAUAGAGGUGUCUCAGCCAACUCAGGUCACUUUUCUAUGCAAUAUAGCAGUUCUUCUGCUCAUUCUAGCAGAACUGAGGGAAAGUCCUCAGGAGGUCUCAUCAGGUCAUCAGUGGGGAGACAGGAUUUUACCUUCCCUUCACUCCUGGAUCAUAAUCAAUCAAUUAUCCAUCAUGCUCAACUAAUGGGAAUGGCUCCUCUUCGAGUUCCGCUUCCGCUUGACUUCACUGAAGAACCCAUAUUUGUGAAUGCAAAACAGUAUCACGCAAUUCUGAGGCGAAGGCAGUAUCGAUCGAAACUCGAAGCACAGAACAAGCUCAACAAAACUCGGAAACCAUAUCUUCACGAGUCUCGGCACCUACAUGCAUUGAAGAGAGCCAGAGGUUCUGGUGGACGCUUUCUUAACACCAAAAAGCUUCAAGAAUCAUCAGAACUACCUUCAGCAAGCCAACGCCUAAGGUUGAAUCGUCAGAGUGUUAAUACACCAGAAUCUGAAUUUCUUGGCUUAGAAAAUUGCAGAGACAGUGCAUCGACCGUCACCUGUCCUGAUAUCGCAAGUGCUUCUAACAGUGACGAUAUCUUCCAGCGGCAGCAUGAAUCAGAUUUGAGGUGGUGUGGAAGAUAUCCUUCUCAUAUUGGAAGCAAAAUGCAAAGUUUCUCAGUUGAUAUGAGUGGUGAUGAGAAUCAACACCGUGUAUCGGUCUUCAUGUGACAGAUUGAAUGGGAAGUAACAGCAGUUUUUUUUCUUCAGCUUUCAGUUGGAAAAGAUCACUGCUCGAAUCCCUUGGGAAGUCAUCCUUGGCUCAUAUUUAUGUUGUGUAUUCCCAUUACUAGUGUGUUUCAGGAGAGAUUUUAGGUACUGACCCAAUCUAUAGAUUAAGCAUGUGUUGUAUAUAUAAAAACAUAAGGAUGUGGUAGAAUUAGAUCCUAAUAAAAACAAGAAAUGUUUGUGUGUGUGUUUUAGGAACAAUUGGAUGAAAGCUAAUGAGGAUGAGGAGCUUGAUGUCAAA